AUGCUUCGCACGCAGGCCGCAAACGUUCUGCGCCGGGCCGCCCCCCGUGCCUAUUCCACCCAGGCCCUGUCCAACCCGACGCUCAAGAACAUUGAGAAGAGAUGGGAGGGCAUGCCUCUGCAGGAGCAGGCCGACCUCUGGAUGGCCCUACGUGAUCGCAUGAAGGGCAGCUGGUCCGAGCUGACCCUGCAAGAGAAGAAGGCUGCCUACUGGAUUGCCUUUGGUCCCCAUGGACCCCGCGCUACCGAUCCUCCCGGCACAAACGCCCGCGUUGCCUGGGGUGUUGCUCUCGGCGUUGGCGCCUCAAUUGCCAUCUUCGCUGCCAUCCGCCUCGCGGCUAAGCCCGUUCCUUACACCAUGACUAAGGAGUACCAGGAAGAGUCCAACGAAUUCCUUCUCAACCAAAACGCCAACCCCAUCACGGGUAUCUCAUCCGAAGGCUACACUGGCAAGGGUGUCGUUCAGUCGCCUCCCAAGGGCAACUAG
Molecule: messenger RNA, 486 nt
Organism: Cordyceps militaris CM01
Lineage: Eukaryota; Fungi; Ascomycota; Sordariomycetes; Hypocreales; Cordycipitaceae
Product: cytochrome c oxidase polypeptide V
Exons: 3
Coding region: 1-486 (161 amino acids)
Biological process (GO): mitochondrial electron transport, cytochrome c to oxygen
Source: RefSeq, a predicted model, not a curated record